Messenger RNA from Aphis gossypii (cotton aphid), 2720 nucleotides. Its product is annotated as adipokinetic hormone/corazonin-related peptide receptor variant I-like. Gene Ontology annotation, cellular component: membrane. Gene Ontology annotation, biological process: G protein-coupled receptor signaling pathway. The record is from RefSeq and is a predicted model, not a curated record. Lineage: Eukaryota; Metazoa; Arthropoda; Insecta; Hemiptera; Aphididae. The transcript is spliced from 8 exons. The coding region runs from base 745 to 1839 and encodes 364 amino acids. Gene Ontology annotation, molecular function: adipokinetic hormone receptor activity; peptide binding; G protein-coupled receptor activity.
GGCAUUAGCGGUAGCGAUGGCGGCAACAGGCCGCGCCGGGAGAUUGAUAUAGUAAUAAUAAUAAUAAUAAUAAUAUUAUUUUUCGUGUGGUCAGUUUCCUAGACGUCGUUGUGCGUGUACGCAACUACGUGCGUACGUACGUGCUGUACUACCGUCUAACACGUAGUACUGUCCGUUGUCGUCUUCAAAAGUUCCUCCACGGCUCCACCCCUCCUCGGCGACUACCCCUCACACAGUAAUCGCGAAAUAAUAAUAAUAAACGUUUUAUCAACUGUUAUUAUUAGUGUAUCGUGGACACUGGACAGUCAGUGCGCGUGUGCGUGUGUGUUUUGUUGGUCGUAUUGCUGUGGUGCGCGCUUAGUACAUUUUUCACUUUUUUUUUGUAAUUUUACGUAUACAUUAUAGAAGAAAAUUUUUUUUUACUCGUGAAACAAUCAGUUCUUGCAGUCCAGCUAGUCACCACCCUUGGCCGUAAUCACAGAUAAUGGAUUGAACGCGGCGAACUAAUUUUGUGGAACACAUUUGAUGACGACAGUUGAGGACUGUUAGUGUGUACGCGUGCGCGCACGUACGCGCGUGUGUCGUCUGUUUAUGCCGCGUGUGUAGUCUGUCAGUUUGGACGUGAUCCCUACGCUCGGGAGCAAUAAUACACACACCGCCGAUUCUGCCGCCAGCGCCGCCACUGCUGCAAAUUCACUGUCGCCACUGUCGCCACUGUCGCCACCGCCGCAACCGACCUUCGUCAUGGAUAUGAUGGACUCGGACGCAAACACCGUGUUGCACUCGGUCACCAAGGGAGUGCACGUCGGUCCGCCACCUGUCUGGCCCGGCAUGGAUAACGUGACGAACUCGUCCAUGUUCGACGAGUCGAAUCUUCCGUACGACAUGAAAUUCAACGAGGGCCACGUGGUAGCCAUAGUCACCUACAGCAUACUCAUGGUCGUCUCGGCCAUAGGCAACAUCACGGUGCUGACGAUCAUCCUGAAACGCAGGCGCAAGGCUGGAACGAGGAUACACGCGAUGCUCAUGCACCUGGCCAUCGCCGAUCUGUUGGUAACUUUUUUGAUGAUGCCAUUGGAAAUAACGUGGGCAUGGACUGUACAAUGGAUUCUCGGUGAUCCACUAUGCCGUAUCAUGUCAUUUUUCCGAAUAUUUGGAUUGUACCUUUCCAGUUUCAUAUUGAUUUGUAUCAGCGUUGAUAGGUACUUGGCUGUUUUGCAGCCAAUGCGUUUAUAUCAGAUGGAUCGCAGGGGAAAGUUAAUGAUUGCAGUGGCUUGGAUUGCAUCAGUUAUCUGUAGCUUACCACAGAGUUACAUAUUUCACGUGGAACGACACCCUAAUGCCACAUGGUACGAACAAUGCGUCACUUAUAACGCUUUUUCGUCCAAAUUGCACGAGCUGGCUUACUUAUAUUUCGGCAUGUUCAUGAUGUACUGGUUGCCUCUAAUCGUUAUACUAUUCUGCUACGCUUCCAUCAUCAUUGAAAUAUAUAGAAGGUCCAGGGAAUCGAUUUGCGGUCAAGGUACAGAUAAUGUACGUCGUCUGGGAUUUUUAGGACGUGCCAAAAGUAGAACAUUAAAGAUGACAAUCAUUAUUGUCAUAGUGUUUGUGGUAUGUUGGACGCCCUACUACAUUAUGGCUAUUUGGUACUGGACGGACCACAAGUCGGCGCAGAUGGUCGAUCAGAAGGUACAGCACGCGCUCUUCAUGUUUGCAUGCACCAAUUCGUGUAUGAACCCGAUCGUAUACGGAGCGUUCAAUAUACGUACAAGGAGGACGCUGGUGACCCAGGCCACAAUUUCUAAAACUUCUACUGAAACCAGAUUGUUGGACUUUUGAAGCCCGCCAGAUGGACGGUGAUGAUAUAUACAUAUAUACAUUUAAAUUUUUAAUUUUUAAUUUUAAUUACACUUUAAUAAAAUAUCUAAUUGUAAAACAAUUUUGGCCAUAAUUAUUAUUUAUUAGUUAAUUUAAUUGAAACACAUGUAAUAACAAUAACAUGCACCAAAAUAACUGAUUUAUUAAUUUUGUUAUAUCCCUUCCUUAUAAUAUGUACCUAUAUGUACAUAUAAAAUAACUAUUUACAUGUACAAUUGUACAAGUUAAUAAUAAUAAUAUAAUAUCAAACUCGAUGUUUGUGAAAUUUUUAGGCAGUAGUUACCAAUACACAUAUAAAAUAUUAUAAUAUAUAAUAUUAUUAUAUGUGCAGUUAUUUAAAUUAAAACUGAUACUAGUCAUAUAGGCAAUUAUAAUAUGCAUAGGUACUUAUAAAAUAUUUCAUGUAUUCCACCACACAUUUAAAACUUAUCUACCACAGUUGAAAAUUAGUAGAAAAAAAAACUAAAUACAUCUUCAACAUCAUUUUUUUUUUUUUUUUUUUUUUUUUUUAAUCAAUUUCACCUACAGAGUAAAGAUAAUUUAAUUAUUAUAAUCACUUUUUAGUAACGCUCGUAAUGAUUAUGAUUUGUUAUUGAUUUCGUUAAAUUAUUAUCAGAACUAAUGAUAGAACGCCUAAGGGUAUAUAGAAAUAUAACGGUCAUACUUUAGAAAAAUGGUUUUAGAUAAAAUACAGCAAUAAAAUGCAAUUUGGAUGUUCAAAAUACGCUGGUAGAAUUGCUUUAGAGACAAUCGAACAUUAAAAAAAAAACAACAAUACACUUUUUAUUGAAAAAUGCAGUCCAUAGCACAUUUGGUUGUUUGCUUCAUGCAAUAAUUUUUCA